CUCACCAGAGAUACAUUUGAAGAAGUUCUAACAGAAGAGAGGAGUGUUUUUGGCAGUAAUGCACUAUAACGUUGGAUGCCGAUAAAAGAAGAAGAGUGCGAGUUAUUGAUCGCUAGAUCUCGGUUAGAGAUAUUGAUGUUUACCGCUGAUCUGCCGCAUGUGAAAGAGAGAGGAGCAGCGCAGGCUUUCUAAUUGACCUCUCACAAUUCAACUAUUGAGGAUGGUGCCCCAUAUGCUUGAAAUGCUGCCCAGCUCAAUGUGCUGGGUCAGAUAGAGCUGACACAACAUGGAUAACACUUGGAGCGAUGGUGACGGAUGCAGCCGCCAUAAUAUGGCUCACUGGGAAAGUGCUCCACCUGCUGGUGAAAGACAGUACCUCACCCACUGGGAAAGGGAAUGCCAGUGGCUGAACCAUGAGGAAGAAGCUUCCAUGUGGGCUCACUACAACUCCCAUAGACAAAACUCUCAAAUGGACUUCCGUGGACAUGGGGCACAAAAUACCCAGUCACCUCCUCUGUAUCAUCAGGGCCGUCACAGAAUGGCUCAGAGUCAGAACAUAGGGGAUUGGCCCAAUCUCUAUGGACCCUUGAGAUGCCAGGCAUCCCCUAAUGUAACCUUACACCGCAGUGGAGAAUGUACAGAAACAUGGGCUAAGCAUGAACCCCACUUCCCCAGCUAUGAGUUUUUGCCCCCACUCAUUGUCGAAAGAGGGCAUGAGGAUAUUUCCCUUCACCAUAACGCUAACUGCAAUUAUAUGGUUGGUCGGACAGUGAAUCAUAACAAUCUCCAUUACUUGGUAGGCAAAUGGCAGAUGUUCAAUUCCACCCAUUCCAAUGGACAUGCUAGAGGUCAUUUUAAUGAACAUUCAAGGGGACAUUCUAAUGAAUGCUCAAGAGGAUGUUCUAGGGGUGGUUCUAGUAGUCAUUCUAGGGGUGGCUCUAGUGGAUGUUCGAGGGGUGGGUCUAGUGGACGUUCUAGGGCCCAUUCCAGCAGGUCUCCCAGGCUGGACUUCCAGGCUAAGCAUGUCAACCCUUCUCAAACUACGACCAACAGUUCUCCAGACAUUCAGAAAGCCAACAUCACUCCAACUGUUCCUGUGGUCAACAACGAACACAGUGAAACAACAUCAGGACGAACAGCGGGUCCUGUGAGAGAUUCUAUAUCACUUGUGCAGGCCUUCACUUCGACUACACAGCAGUGUGUUUCUAUGGAUCUCCCUUCCACGGGAGGUAGAGAAUCUGGUGUUGUUGACCUAAAAGCAGCCCAGGUAACAAAUGCAGACACCCAUGGUAUACUAGGACCUAGUGUUCCUUCCCAAGCCAUAACACAACAAACCAAUAAUCUUUCUGUCAAUGCUGCUCUGGUUUCUCACACCCAGACCUCUUCCACCCCUGAACAGCAACAUGCUCCCUCUCCUUCUCCCAAACCUCUCACUGAGACACCUCAGGACAAACCACCUCAUAAUCAUAAGAUCUCACUCAAUGAAAUACAGGACUGGCUCCAGAGUGUUUUAAGAUCUAAAAAUGGACCCGUAAAUGGGAACAACUCUACACAAGACCCCUCUCAGUCCCAACAAUCCAGCACAGAGAAGAUGGCUGUUUUACAAGCAGGCAAUACGCACCGACUUCAAAACACCAAAGACGACCAGGCAAGGCCCCCUGAGAGGUUUAGGGCUGAGGACUCCACUGUACGGCUGGAGAUUAAGUCCACCCCCAGGUAUAUGACCCUGACGGCAGUCACCACCGCUCCGCCUCCUGUGGCUAUCGUACCUCCAAUGAGUCCACAGCAGUCCCCAGAGCCCAUGGAGACAGAGAAUGCAGGCAAUGAGGUGCCAUUUAAGAUUUUACAGGCCUGGUCCAUCAACGAACAACAGGCGGAAAGCCUGUGGGAUAGAGCUAAAGAUGAUGCAAGUUCUCUAUCUGUCCCAAAUGAGAUGGUUCAAGUUGAGAGUGUUAUGGAGUGUGAUAAGCCUGUAGAUGCAUCUGCAACAAGUUCACUGGCAUCUACUGGAGAGGACAAUGAUGAGGUCCUUCAGGUCAAUCCACAGAUUGACAAGAUUUCACCUUCACCGUUUGUCCACACCAACCCUCAGGCAACUGAUAUUGUACGCAUAGGUGGUACACAGACAAUUGUGGACGUUAGCGCUAAUGGCGCAGAUGAGAGAACUCUUGAUUUGUCCACAAUUGCUGAAGUUCAGUUCAAGUUAAGUACGCUUCAGCAACUGGUUACUUAUCUGGAGAGUGCAGCAACAAUCACAGAGUCAAAGGAUGGUUUUCUAGAGGCCAUAUUGGAGCGGUAUAGGGGCGGGGAUACCUCUUACCUGGUAGAAACUUUAAAAUAUAAAAUGGAUGAGAAAAACAUGCAGGAUGUGUCUGCCUGGGCCGUAGAGGAUGAGAAGGCAGUGGUUUUCUUUGCAGUCAGUGGUAUAACACUGGGGGAAGUGAUCGAGAACUUUCCCAUUCCAGCACAUGUUGACAGCUCUUCCCAAGUAGGUUACAGGUCAUCAUGUUUAAAUGUCAAUGAGAAGCCGUAUGACAUUGACAAAGAAUCUGGAAGAGCUUGGUCUGUGUGUUUCAUACCAGAUAAAGCAGAGGAGAGUUCCAAAGUGGUUGGGGGAGUCAAAAUGGAUGACACCUUCGACAGUAAGAUGGAGACUGUAGACUUGCCUGCACGACAACCUGUUGAAGCAGAAGCAACAGACUCAGACCUCGCAACAAACACAGACUCAGAGACAGACCCCCUUUCUCCAAUGAUUUUGACUGUCCUCACAUCAGAGAAUGCUGUGAGACUGCUUGCUGAAACAGAGGCAACAGACACAGACCUCACAACAGACUUGGACACAGACCUCCUUUCCCCAAUGAAUUUGACCAUCCUGACAUCUGAGGAUGCCAUGAGACUGUUUUGCCAGAUCGAAAAUGGCUCUGACCUCCAACUCGGGUCCCCUGAACCAUGCUCUGAAAACAAAGAUAAGACACAGACAAAGCAACUAGAGAAUAUAGUAAGUGGCAGCUUAGAUAAGUCUUGCUACUGUCCUUGUAUUAUUGAAACUGACAAUGGGUUUGAAAGUGGCCUAUGCUCCAGUUGUCAGAGAGAGAAAGGAUUGCAGCAAGGUACAAGAUGCAUAACAAUCGCUCACUGCUUUACCCUGUCAGAUACAAGCGACAAUUCAGAUCAGGAGACAGAAGCAACCGACUCAGACCUCGCAACUAACAAAGCCCUCAUGAUGGACGCAGACCCCCCAACAGACGCAGACUCCGAGACAGAACCCCUUUCUCCAAUGAUUUUGACCGUCCUCACAUCAGAGGAUGCUGUGAGACUGCUUGCUGAAACAGACUCUGGGGGGAAGGCGACUGUGGACAAUCAAUGCAGGGACAAGAAGCAGAUGCAAUCAACUGAAGAAGAGGGUGAUGACAAUCAAUUCAGUGACAUUAAAACAGAGGGAGAAAUGCAGCAAUGUACAAACGUCGUACCGAUCACAGACUUUUUUUUCUGGUCAGAAACUAGUGAGGAUUCAGAUCAGGAGACAGAAGAGAACCCUAAUGAACAACAUGCUCAGAUUGAGGCUCAUGCUUCUAAUGUUAAAAGGACGGAGCCUGAAACUGAUGCCAAAGAACCAUGUGAGUCAGCCCAAGAACAUACUACCCAAAGCAAAGUCAGUCCUAGUUCUGAGGAUAGGGAAAGAUGGCAAGAGAAGGACCAAGACUGUAGGAUGAGUACAUCACCACUUCCCAAGGUUGAAACCCCUUCUAAGUUAAGAGCUAACAUCAUAGCAGACAACUGGUGUUCACCUAUAGAGGACUGUGGUUCACCUGUAGAUAAGUAUGACAAAGUUGCAGACUUUUUCACCCAAUACAAAACCUGUAAUUCAAAGAAAAAUAUAUAUAUGUAUAUGGAAAAGGAGAAUACCCUCCAUCCAAAGUCAUCUGAUAGACAAAAGCUCAAGAAAAGCCAUGGGAGAGCAGAGAGGAGACGGUCACCAUCCCAACCCCCUAAGAGCUCUGGGGUGAAGGCAACUGUGAAUAAUCAACGCAGGAACAAGAAGCCACAUGCGUCAAACAAGAGUAGACAUUCGACUAAGAGUGAUGAAAAUCAUUGCAAAGACAAGAAGAGGGGAUCAUCAACUGAGAAAGAGAGCGAGGACAAUCAAAGUAGGGAUAAGAAGAGGAGACCUUCAAUUGAAAAAGUGGGUGAGGGCUGUCAAUCUAGGGACAAAAUGUCACAGAAGAGGAGAAAUUCAACUGAAACUGAAGGCAGGAACUCUGGUGACUCCAAAGAGUUGCAGUACCAGUUGGUGGAAAGAGAGAGGGACAGCGGCAGUGGAAACGCACCGCCGUGCCCUGGGGUGAAAACCCCCCAUGUGCAGGGGUCCUCAACUACCACUGUUCCUCUCAAACUCUGCAUUAACGUUACUGAGGAAGUCCCCAAAAUGCCAAUGGAACAGCCAAAAACUAAAUCCCCGAACAAAACUAUCAGACACCGCUCCCCUGCAAAGUCAGUGUCUCCUGUUGUCAAAGAGAGGCAGAGGAACGGCGUCAAACACAAGCAAGAAAUUAAAUGCCUAAAAGUCAGAUUGGAAAAGCUGUCCUCAUCCAAACAUCUUGUCAGGAAAGGUUCUCCACCAAGCCGGAAGAGAGAGGAAGGUUCCCCACCAAGGCAGAAGAGAGAGGAAGUUUCCCCACCAAGGCAGAAGAGGGUGGAGGAUAGAGGAUACCCUGGGGGUUUAGGGGUAAAGUUUUCUAUGAAUCCUGACUCGUCCAUGAAACUAAAACGUAAGGCAGAGAGCGACUUGACAUCCCAACAGAAGUUGACAAAGAUUCCGAAGGUGUUGAAUAGUAAUGAGAAAGGAAGGUUUUCAAAAAGCGAGUGUGAGAACGACUCGCCGCCCCCCAAGCCAAAGCUGCCAAGGAUUCCCAAGCUUCCGAGGACUCCAGAGGUUUCAAAGGAUGGGAAUGAGGGAGAGAACAGAUAAGAGACAUCUCCCAGUGCUUCACCUGAAUCACAAACACUGAACAACCCUGCAAAGGUGGCACACAAGCCGAAACCUUUUAUCAAGCCUGCCAGUCCCCAUGGUAAUAGUCCAGGUAGUCAUGCAUGCCCUAAUCCGGCCAGGGUAUCGCCGCCAUAUGACAAUGGACAUUUUGGGGCAAAAGUCUCUGCGAGGCAGCAUGUGUUCUCUGAUUGGGAGAGCAGCUUUGUCCCGACUCCAACCCCCCGGACUCGCAGACGAUCAGGGUGUCCUCCAGAGGAAGUGGAAGGUCCACAGGCCAGUCCCAGGUCCAGCUCGGAGACCAGGAUCAUCCGACCCAUUCUAAAAUGUGUCGAUGCUUCGCCAAAACCCAAGCGGAACAUCAGCUUCGCUUUGAAUCCAAGGACGGUGCACUACUUCAAGCCCCGUGAAUAUGAAAAUGACGUCAUGUUCAACAGGUCUUACACGGAUCCUGAAGAUGCACAGCAUUCUAACGAGGAAGAGGAAGAUGCUCCUGUGAAUUGCCAGAACACGAAGGAACAGCACCCUGUUAGGGAAGAGAAGCGGCAAGAUAUAGGGGAGCUGAAGCCUGGACCAAGCGGUGCAUGUGAAAAGAGCUUCAAAAGGAAACGUGAAAUACAUGAGCCUGCUGCCAUUUUGAUGAAGAAGAGCAUUGUUCAGGCAAACCAUUGGAUGAAGUGUCUCCAUCGUGAACCUCCGAAAGACUCCAGACACUCGG
Molecule: messenger RNA, 5705 nt
Organism: Coregonus clupeaformis (lake whitefish)
Lineage: Eukaryota; Metazoa; Chordata; Actinopteri; Salmoniformes; Salmonidae
Exons: 2
Coding region: 287-4969 (1560 amino acids)
Source: RefSeq, a predicted model, not a curated record